Perkinsus marinus ATCC 50983 is the source of this 597-nucleotide messenger RNA. Its product is annotated as 3'-5' exoribonuclease, putative. Bases 1 to 597 code for a protein of 198 amino acids. Gene Ontology annotation, biological process: RNA processing. The record is from RefSeq and is a predicted model, not a curated record. Gene Ontology annotation, cellular component: cytoplasm; nuclear exosome (RNase complex). NCBI's taxonomy places the organism in Eukaryota, Perkinsozoa, Perkinsida, Perkinsidae. The transcript has 6 exons. Gene Ontology annotation, molecular function: RNA binding.
AUGGCAACAGGAAUAGGAGCAUUCGUGAGUUUCGGCGACUUGGUGGCUGUACCGGAGGGAGCGGAAGUCACUGCUGCAUCGGGGGUGAAGGCCUUGGGUGACGGGCAGUAUAUUAGUGCUAAGAUGGGCACAGUCAAGGUGGAUAAUAAUAGGGUAAUGGUAGAUAGUCCGACGGCACCCUUUGUGCCUCCCUCUGCGGGUGAUGUAGUGUACGCGAGAGUGGCUAGAAUAACUACGCAGAAGGCGGAGUGUAUAAUCGUCGCUGACCAGGCUGGACGGCCCAAUAAUUGCGGAUACCGCGGCCACAUUCGAGUGCAGGACGUGCGGUAUUAUGAUAUUGACGCGGUGGCUAUAGCGGACUGCUUUAGACCAGGAGAUCUUAUCAAGUGCAAAGUUUUGUCUAUUGGAGAUUCCAGGAGUUACCUUCUCACUACCUCGGGUACAGAUGCUAGUCUAGGUGUAGUGAUGGCUACUAGUGCGAAUGGUAAAAACGUAUUGUCAUCCCUUGGUGCCGAUAUCAUGGUGUAUGAUGAAGUGCUCGGUAACGGGGGAAUUGGAAAAGAGGUGGGCACUGGGCAUUCAGUGACGCUUGGGUGA